Strongyloides ratti is the source of this 1152-nucleotide messenger RNA. Its product is annotated as Astacin-like metalloendopeptidase. The transcript is spliced from 2 exons. Gene Ontology annotation, biological process: proteolysis. Lineage: Eukaryota; Metazoa; Nematoda; Chromadorea; Rhabditida; Strongyloididae. The record is from RefSeq and is a predicted model, not a curated record. Gene Ontology annotation, molecular function: zinc ion binding; metalloendopeptidase activity. Bases 1 to 1152 code for a protein of 383 amino acids.
AUGUUUAUAAUUUUAAUUUUUCUUCAAAUAUUUCUACCUAUAGAAAAUAAAUUAACUAAGGUUAUUUCAUUUAAACAUGAUAAUUCAAUAUCUAUUAAUAAUAGAUAUAAACGUGCUAUAAUGAGAAAACAAGAUUUUCAAUGGACAUUUCCAAUAAAUUAUUAUGUUUCAAAUGGAGUUGAUUCUAAUUUUGUUCAAUUAGCAAUAAAAGGUAUUGAAGAAAAAACAUGUAUAAGAUUUAAAAAAGUUAAUAAAUUAGCUAAUGCAACUGGAUUAAAUUUUGUCUCAAAUCAAGGUUGUUCUUCAUUUGCUGGAAGAGUUGAAAUUAAUACAACACAAGAAGUUGGUAUUGUUAAAGGAUGUGAUACUAUUGGUUGGAUACAACAUAUGAUUCUUCAUUCUUUAGGUGUAUUACAUGAAGAUGACCGCCCUGACAGAAAUCGUUAUGUACAAAUUAUAAAAAAAAAUAUUAGACCAAAAAAAUUAAAUUCUUUUAAAAUUCAACAUCCAAAUAAUGUUUUGACGUAUAAUCUUAAAUAUGAUUAUGGAUCACUUAUGCAAAGAAAUGGUACAGCAUCAUCUAAAAAUGGUUUACCAACUGUAGUACCAAUAAAUAAACAUUAUUUAAGAAGAAUUGGUUUUGCUAAAACAUUAAGUUUCAAUGAUGCAAAACUUUUAAAUCUUCAUUAUUGUCAUUCAAAAUGUCCAAUUAAAUUGGUAUGUGAUAAUCGUGGAUAUACAGAUCCAAAUAAUUGUAAUAAAUGUAUCUGUCCAACUAAUUAUGCUGGAAAAAAUUGUGAAUUAAUACAAAAAAAUUCACCUGGAUGUGGAAGAGUUUAUUUAAGAGGAACAUAUAAAGCAAAAUAUUUAAUUGUUAAAGGGGUAAAAAAUUGUUAUUUUCAAAUAAAAACAUAUCCAAGAUCAAGAAUAAGAAUGUUAAUUGAAUCAGCAAAUCUUCCAACACCAAAAAGGUGCAUUGCAAACACAGGACUUGAGAUAAAAUAUUUUAGAGAUAAAACAGUUAUGGGUGCAACUUAUUGUGGAAUUAAUUAUUAUAAAGAUUUAACAUCAGCAGGAUAUCAUGUAUCGUUACAUUAUAAUGGUACUCAACCAAAAAAUUAUUUAAAAUUAAAAUAUUGGAGAAUACUAUAA